UUUAUCAUACCAGCUCUUCACUGCCAUAAUGAGGCUAGUAAUCCUUGAAGAUUAUGAUCAGGCUAGUGAAUGGGCAGCAAAGUACAUCUGUAAUCGUAUUAUCCAGUUCAAGCCAAGUCAAGGAAGAUAUUUCACUCUUGGUCUACCAACAGGGAGUACACCUUUGGGAUGCUACAAAAAGCUGAUUGAAUAUCACAAAAACGGAGAUCUCUCAUUCAAAUAUGUAAAGACUUUCAACAUGGAUGAGUAUGUAGGGCUUCCCAGAAAUCAUCCAGAGAGCUAUCAUUCCUAUAUGUGGAAUAACUUCUUUAAGCACAUUGACAUAGAUCCAAAUAAUGCUCAUAUCCUUGAUGGGAAUGCUCCAGACUUACAGGCGGAGUGUGAUGCCUUUGAAAAGAAAAUUGAAGAAGCAGGGGGCAUUGAUCUGUUUGUUGGAGGCAUUGGUCCAGAUGGCCACAUUGCAUUCAAUGAACCCGGAUCGAGUUUGUCUUCAAGAACAAGAUUAAAGACUUUAGCAAUGGACACCAUUUUGGCAAAUGCUAAAUACUUUGAUGGAGACUUAUCUAAAGUACCAACUAUGGCGCUAACAGUUGGUGUGGGUACAGUGAUGGAUGCUAGAGAAGUGAUGAUUCUUAUAACAGGUGCACAUAAGGCUUUUGCCCUGUACAAAGCCAUUGAAGAAGGAGUCAAUCAUAUGUGGACAGUGUCUGCUUUCCAGCAACACCCUCGCACUAUUUUUGUGUGUGAUGAAGAUGCUACUUUAGAGCUAAGAGUUAAAACUGUGAAGUACUUUAAAGGUUUAAUGCAUGUGCACAAUAAGCUUGUGGACCCACUGUACAGUAUGAAAGAAAACUGAAAGAAGAAUUGAAGAGGAACUCCAUGUGGGUCAGCAGCAACUGUUUUAGGUAGCAGAUGAGUUCACUGCUAUGCAAUAUGCUGAAAACCGUUUAAAGUGGGGAAUCCUAGGUACUGUAUUUUUUAAAGGUCCAAUAUCUGUACAUCCACAUUCCAUCUGUUUGCUGUGUUGUGCAUUUUGCUUUAACACUUGGAGCUCUGCUGUGGGCUGGGACAUCACUAAGUGGAAGAGAACAAACCUGGGAGAGUCUGCAUGUCAUGUACAGAAGGGAGAACAGAGCACUUCCUCUAGCAUCUGCCUCGUGUUGGAGAAGAUACUUUACUUCCAGGACUUUGUACCUUUUGGCUUGAUAAGUGUAACUGCAUUUUGCAUUUGUGUUUCUAGGCAGAAUGGUUUUGGCCUUUGUCAAUACUAUGGACUUGUAAUAGUUGUACAAUUUCUACUAUGAAAUGUUCUGUUUACAUAUAUCUAAUGUACACUGAGCUUUUGCACUUGGUUGCCUUAAAUUUAUCUUAAACAGUUUUUGGGCAUCUCAAGUCCUGCUGUAUAGUUCAGGCAAAUGGAAAUACGAAAACAGUGCCUAAAAAUGCACCAAAUUCUUGAAAGUUAUAACUUUCCUCCAUGGAUAAAAAUAUUAAACUUCUGCCAUAGCACUUUUUCCUCUCAUGUAUUUCAAAUUACUUUAGGAUUUUUAUAUUUUUGGUAAUCAAGCUUUAUAGAUAAGGAAGAAUCUAAAUGUUCCUUUCUGGAGGUACCUGUUCAAUCAUAUUAUUGAUGUUACUAUUAAGGGCCUGAAAAGAGGUUAAUUUACAGGAAUAUAAUGUCUGCAAAUUUAAUACAUGAUCAUUUAAAGCCAACUGUUAAUCACUUUGCAAUAGUUACCUCUCAUUGUAUCAUGAUAAACAUUGAGCUGUUACAAGGAAUGUUAUUUCCUACUUUGAAUAUAAGUAAAACUUAAA
Molecule: messenger RNA, 1815 nt
Organism: Acanthisitta chloris (rifleman)
Lineage: Eukaryota; Metazoa; Chordata; Aves; Passeriformes; Acanthisittidae
Gene: GNPDA2
Product: glucosamine-6-phosphate deaminase 2
Exons: 6
Coding region: 29-856 (275 amino acids)
Biological process (GO): N-acetylneuraminate catabolic process; D-glucosamine catabolic process; carbohydrate metabolic process
Cellular component (GO): cytoplasm
Molecular function (GO): identical protein binding; glucosamine-6-phosphate deaminase activity
Source: RefSeq, a predicted model, not a curated record